This is a messenger RNA of Prorocentrum cordatum, 2310 nucleotides long. Lineage: Eukaryota; Dinophyceae; Prorocentrales; Prorocentraceae. The record is from the annotation of a GenBank genome assembly.
AUGGCGGGAGACCCGCCCGUUGGCAACGCGGAUUUCCCCGACUCCAGGGAAGCUGCCCAUGGCAUGGUCUCUGAGGCGCUGGCGGCUGCGCCACACUUUUCCCAGUCCUUGGAGCCCUCUGCGCGCGCGGCCCAAGGUCCGCCCCAAGUCGAGGCGUGGGCCACCUCGGCUGCGAUGCGCACCAGCCAGGUCGCUGUCCCAGCGGCCGCGGUCAGGCGCGCGCGUGCCGACCGGCGUGCUUUGGCGCGGUUCCGAAGCGCGGUCGACGCUGUCGACGCCGCUCUGACCGAGGUCGAGCUGGAGAGAGGUGCGGAGACUGGGGAGAGCGCGGGAGAGCUGGCAGAGCGUAUCCUGCCGCUCCUCGCCGAGCUCGAGCGCCGUAAGGCUGCACUGUGCAGCGCCCGCUCACGUCUUGCCAAUUGUGUUAGAGAGGCCGCGUCCGCCGGGCCCCCCGCGGCGGCGGCGGACCUUUUUGCGCCUGCGGCAGUGCCGGCUGCCCCCGCGGAGGUGGACAGCGCCGCCGAGGCUGAGGCGAGGGUAGGUACGGUCCCGCACAGCGAGGCUGAAACGGCGCCGCAGGGCGGUGGCCGCGCCGUCCUGUCUUCGGCUGACGCCGCACAUCAGGGCGAGCGGCAGCGCCCGCGGCUUAUGGCGCUAGACGGCCCAGGGGCCGAGCUGCCCCCAGCCGCGCCGACGCCUUCUGGCUCGACCGCUGCAGCUGACUCCGGUCGCGGCCUUAGCUCCGCGCCUCCUCUCGCGCGAAUCUCGUUCGUCCAGGGCUCUCGUUUCACCCCCGCUGAUGAGGGCAGGCGUACACGCUCGCUCGUUGCAUUCGAGCUGUGGCUUGGUGAGCACACGGGCAUUGUCCCUGACGCGCUCUACCGCAGCGGGAUCUUAGCAGGCAGUUUCUUGGCCACGUUCGGAGUUUGGCUCCACGACGCGGGGCUCCCGCAGUACAUCCUUGUUCACGCCGUGCUGGGCGUGCAGGCUGCCAAAGUCAAGAGGUUUGCCACCAAGGUCAUCGACACGAACAGCGAGCGGCAGAUAGACGAGGCAUUGUGGCGGAAGAACGUCCUAGACCUCCACCAGGUGAUGUUCGUCGCCCGUAACUUGUACCUCACGCUGGAGUCGAACAACGAGGCGACCCUGCGCGUCGCGGUGGAGAUCGUGACGUGCAUCAAGCACCGCAGGGUGAUCUUCUGGGACGACAUGUGGCACUCCGAGGACGACCAGAAGCGGGAUCAUUUCAAGGAGAUGGUGGCCGACAAGCUCAGGCAGGUGAUCCAGGGCGUGCGCGGGGCCGACGGGGCCGGGGCCGCGGGCGGCAAGGGGGGCGACCAGGCGGGCAAAGGCGAUGAUGUGGAGAAGAUGAAGGCGAAGAUAAAGGAUACCGCUGGAGACCGCCAAGGAGGCGGGCGUGAAGCAGCAGCGGCUGGCGGAGAUGGUGGCCCGGCAGGCGGAGGACGGGGCGCGCCGCCCAGGCGGAGGAGGCCCUCGCCGCGGCGCGGAAGAGCCAGGGGCAGCGGGGCAGGGGCGGCGGGGAGGACCCGAGCAAGGUCCGCGAGCUGGAGGAGAGAAGCUCGCGGCCAGCGAGGCUGCGCAGCAGGAGAGCUGAAGAAGCAGAUGCAGGCGCUGAUGCGGGAUCAGGCCGCAGCUGGCGACUCCGCCGCAGCGGGUACCACGAGACUGCAGGAGGACCCCUUGGGGGGCUCGGGGCUGCGCGGUCGCGCAUCGCAGAGUUGGAGAAGGACCCGAGCUGGCGGAUGCCCUGAGCAGGCCCACGGAGGCCCUGAUCGAGGUGAAGUCCGAGGAGCGCUGCCCGAGAUCGACAUGGCGGCCGCCACCAAGCCGCUGGCGCAGAAGCUGGCCGCGGAGAAGCUGCGGUACGAGAAGGAGCUCGAGGCGCUCCGCGCCAAGGCCCGCGCAGACGCCACGGCGGCGCUCGCCGGCGCCGAGGAGGCCGAGGCCCUGACGGCGGGCCUCCGCGCGCAGCUCGAGGAGGCGCAGAGCCGCGCCGACGACGCCGAGGCCAAACUCCAGGACCCGGACGCCCUCCAGCGGCUGGAGGAGGCCAGGUCCGCCCAGCUGCUCAGCGGGGCCUGCGGCGACGAGGCGGCCGAGGCGCUCCGGCGCGCCUCGCUGGCCGCCGCCGCGGAGGUGAAGGCGCUGCAGCAGGAGCUGCGCGCCAAGACGGCGGAGACGGACCAGGCGCGGGCGAAGCUCGAGAAGAAGAGCAAGCAGCUUGCCGAGAAGAUGGAGGAUCGAGGGAAGACAUCGAGAGCAUGGAGGUGGAGAGGCAGAAGAUGUUGA